Cavia porcellus (domestic guinea pig) is the source of this 22356-nucleotide messenger RNA. RefSeq names its product tetratricopeptide repeat domain 28 (gene Ttc28). The transcript has 18 exons. The coding region runs from base 12444 to 18434 and encodes 1996 amino acids. NCBI's taxonomy places the organism in Eukaryota, Metazoa, Chordata, Mammalia, Rodentia, Caviidae. The record is from RefSeq and is a predicted model, not a curated record. Gene Ontology annotation, molecular function: protein binding.
CGGCUGGGCACAGGCCGAGGUUCCUCAGGAACCCGGGACCCCUCCUCCUCCAGACAGCACAAGAGUAUUUCAUCUGUUCUUCAUAGUCAGUGGUACUAUUUUAUAGCAAUAAAACAUGAAAAUACCAGUAGAUUUGACACGAGUGGGAGAGGGUGGGUGGCAGUUUUAUCUCCUUCCCGCCCCGUCUGAGCCCGGAAUCCCCUUUGGAGGGACUGCGACCUGCGAGGCCUCUUCAGCGCUGAGUUUAACCGAGUCCGAGAAUGUCUUUUUUAUAGGUGUUAAGUUUGUUAUAACAUAUCUCAAAAAUGGUUUGAAAAUCUAACAGAAUAGGUAAUAUGGUGUUAACUUCCAAAAGUAUGUUAAGGAAAUACUAGUAGGGAUUUGCCCCUAUAAAGAGCUUUAGUGUUUACUAUGUUGGUCCUCGGAGUGUGUCCUAGGGUCACUUACAGUCUCUUCAUUUGGGAACUUGAUAGAAACUUGGAAUCUCGGAAGGCCUCACAUUAGACCCAGGACAUCAGCCUUCAUGGGCUAACAAGGGCCCCUGUGCUGCUGGUGCACAUGAGGUUUAGAGAAGCCUCAGUCUGCUGUCCUUUUAUGUGUCUUGUCUCCCCUGACCAAUGUAGUGUGAACAUAGGAGAAAGUGAUAGUGACCUUACCACAGGGAGGAAUCAUUUCCCCUGAGGUGAGGGGAAUAGUGGUGGUGACAGUAACUGCCUUUCCUCCGGACCCCACCAUGCACCAGGCACCCUCCAUUGGUAAUUAUAUUCACUUUAUCUUCACCAAGCCUCAUGAAAAGGUAUUAUUAGCUAGUUUCACAGUUGAGGAAAAUGAAGCUCAAGAGGGUAAGUAACUUGCCUAAGAUCACACAACCAAGAAAUGCUGGCUCUGGGACAAUUCCCUGACUUCUGAACCCCCACUGUUUCCAAGUAUUUGAGAACAUACUAGGAUGAGAAAGGGAUUAUAGCAGUUGAUUUCAGCCUUGGCUACAUUGUGGAAUUACCUGGGGAGUAUUUCAAAACACUAAUGUCUACCUGCAGAGAUUCUGAUUUAAUUGGUCUGAGGUCUGGGCCUGGCAUUGGGAUCUCUUUAAACCUCCCUCUGUGAUUUUAAUUUGUAUCCUAAGGUUGAGACCUCUGCUUUACAGACUACCUGAAUGUUUGGCCCUGUUGACAGACCCUCAUCCAUAACAGCUCACCUUCUCUGGUUCAUUUGCUGAGUGAGUGUAUAUUGAGAUUGCUAGAAUCAGGAAUGCUGGAGUUGUGGCAUUAAGACCUGAAACAUCUGAUAUAUUGUUACGUGCAAUGAUCACACUAUUUUAGGGGAAAGACAGAUUAACUAUGGCCAUGCAGAUCUAGCUAAAUGCCUAAAGAUAGAUAGGCAUAUUUUGCAAUCUUUAUGAUGAAUAAUGUUCUCUUAUCAUGAUAAGUUCCUUAGCUUUCUUACUUCACACAUAGCUGGGCCCUUGUCUCCAAACAUCAGAGUCUUGUGUAGGUCUGUAGGUGGGUCUCAGCCCACUUUCUAUGGCUAAAAACAGAUACUAAAGUUCCACUCCAUCAUUUGGUGACAGGAAUUGGCUGUAUGCUUUACAGAAGCAUUAACUUUAAUCCUCACCUUAUCGUAUUUCUUAGGUAAGCAAAUUAAAGUUCAAAAAAGUUAAACAAUUUGCUGGAACUGCAAUUCAACUCAAAAUAAUUCCAAAACAGUCCACUUCUUUAUGAUACUUUCUAAUAUAACAAAGGAUCUAGCUGUGGAGAGCCAACCCCUAGGGAAUAAAGUUAGGGGAACAAAGUUUUACAGAGGUCCUGAUGUGGGCCAGACUCUGAGGUAAGUUCUACGGCUGUAGAAAUAAAGAUGAAGUUAUUUUGUUCAUGGUGCUCACUGUUUGAAGGGUAGAUAAAUGGAUGAGUGCAGUGCUAGUCAAUGGAAAGAAUUUGCAAGCCAUAUAUGCCAGUUAUAUUUCUCCAGUAGCUACAUUUUUAAAGGUAAAAAUAAAUUUUUAUAUUUUAUUAACACAAUAUAUAAAAUUAUUGUUUUAACAUAUAGUCAAUAAAAACUGAUGACACUUUACAUUGUUUUUCUCACAUUUGGCUUAGAAACCUUGCAUCUAUUUUAGGUUAUAAUUCAGUUUAUAUUUCAAAUGUUCUGCAGCUACCUGUGGUAGUAGCUGCCUUACUGGUGAACAUAGCUUUGUAGAAACACACAUGUGGCCCUAUGUGGCUACCAUAUUGGGCAAUACUAUCUAGAAAAACACACGUGUCCAAUGACUGUAACACUGGUCAACAGACCUCUAGAGAAAAACACACAUGACUAGUGCUGCCAUAUUUUAAAUAGAACCAUUUAAAGAAACACGUGAUCUGUGGCUACCAUGUUGAAAAGGACCAUCUAAAAAAACACAUAUGACCAAUGGUUGCCAUAUUGGACAGCACCAUCUGGAGCAAGGAAAGCACAUAGCUGUGUGAAGGGCAGAGAUGAGAGGAGAGUGAUUAUUGCCAACAUUUUUUCCUUUAAAGCCCCACAUUGAGAUACAUGUAUUGCUGUGUGCUUCAGGCUAUCCCCUAUGCACUCAGUGAAAUCAUGCUUCUCAGUGGCCUUCAGUUGUAAAUCUUCUCAUAUAUUAAAGUUUCAGCAAAAUAAUGUAAUUCUAGUUCUUAACAGUAGCGUUUUCCUAGCCUAGCCAAGAGAAGAACUACCUGUGGCUCCAAGGCCUAGUGACUCACUGAUUCCUUCAUUCUGUAAUAAAUAGCUAUAAUAGGAUUUGAUUUUGUAGUAAUGAGUUAUAAAAAACCGUUUAAGAAUCAAUCUAAACUAGAUAUUUUACUUUAUUAGGAUGUUUUUAAAAAUUGGCUAGAUGACAAAUUAUAUUCUACAGAACUCUUCCUCAAGAAAUAUAGAUAAGAUUGUCCUUCUGUGGUCAGAUAAUUUGGAAUAUUAGAUCCCCCACCAGGAAAUUCACUUUACAAAUUAGUUUAUUGUCUUGCUUACUUUUCUCUUGUUGCUGGGACAAAAUACCCAACACCUAAAGAUAAAGGGAAAAAGUUUAUUUAGCUAACAGUCUGUGGAAGUUUCAGCCCAUAAUCAGCAGCUGGCUUCAAGGCAGGAUGGCAUGGCACAGGGGCAAUAGUUUAAAGCAGCAGAAGCUGGCAAAAGCAACAAGAGCAAAAAGGGAGAGCAAGCAUCUUUUCCUCCCUUAUAUUAUAAGCAGGGUAACCCUCUUAUGGCUACUGUAGCACUCACACCAUUUCUUUACUCUCCUCUUACACAGGAUGAGGAUGUUUACAAAGUAAGAACCCUGGCCUCUUGGUGAAUCAUUUAGUUAAACUUCUAAACUUCUCAAGUUGACAUAGUGUGUCAACUAUUAUACCUAUGAAAAGUUCUGAGACAUCCUGUAUAAACUUUAUUUAACAUAGUCCUGACAGUGUAAGACACAUGCAUCUUUAAGGCAUCUAUUAGUGUUUCAUGAGACACAGGUGCUCUGCAGAGCAAGGUUCAGAAAAUACAAAACUGGAUGAUCAGUUCCAUUACUUUGCUGACCUAGUAUUUACACAAUGACUGCCUUUCCUACAAGAAGAGUAAGGUAUAGAACCUUUCCCUCUUUCAUCUAAAUGGGCAUAAUGGACCCAAGAGUGGCCCUACAGAACUUGAGAACCAACAUUGUUUCUGUUCAAGGUUUGUCUGUGCACCUCCUUAGGUUAAAUUGUUCUGUAUGUACGUGAACCAUUGUAGCAAGCAAGAUUAGGAGUGCAGAAGGUAGAGGAGCUUCAGAUCCUCUGGUGGGGGCAAACCUAUGGCACACCUGCUAUCGCAGGCUGUUAUUCUUGAAAGCACUAAAAAAUUCACCAUUACUGCCAUAGAAGGAGGCGCUGAACUACACAACCUGGAAGCUCUCUUGGUUCCCAGAAAGCUUAACCAUAGUUACGUUUGUGAUGUUGAUUCAUCUGAAUCAUGUGACCAAAGUCAGCCCAAUAACCAGAUUAAACAGUUCCAUGAUUCGGUUAUUUCAUUACAUUAAGGAAAAGCUAUUUGUUCUUCCUUCAGGGAAUGUAUUUGCCCUUCACUGGCUACUUGGCACCAUGCAUCUGAGGAACUGUAAUCAGGGUCAGAUAUUCUGUAUCUCAGGAAUUGGGGAACUUUGGUCCAUGUAUAAAUUGCUCAGUACUGCAGUAAAUCAUUUCACAUGUACCUGGAGCAGAGAGCCGAAUUUGUCCUCUCUUCUUUCCUCUCCAGUCCUCGCUAGGACCAAAGCAUUCUUUCUUGUUAUAUAUUUUGUUUUUUGCCUCAGGGAUACAGUGUCUUUCAGUAAUACAGAAUGCAGUGCUUUUGCUGCUUUCUAAUUUCCAUUUCUUCCAGUCCUCUAAGGAUUGUAGAUGGGUACGUGCAGUUUCCAAGCCCCAAGUGUAGUAUUUUUUUUCAUCUAAUUUAUGCAGAUGCCUCAGAAGAGAAAACUCAUCCUUUUGUCUUUUACUCAGAUUUUUGUAAUGAGCUUUGCAACACUAUUUUAUUUAAUGGAUGAAACACUCCUGAAUUACUUAUGAACAUAUUUUUGCUGAAUAAAUUUUCAUUAAUGACUUUCUAAAAAUUACUGUUAAUCCAGUUGGUAUCUCUUAUUAACAACUGGUGAUAAUUCUGUUUUCAAACAGUCCUUUAUAAACAGUUGCAGAUAAGAAGCACAUCAUGAGAGAAAUAUGAAUCCUCUUUCUGCAAGCCUACACAGUAUUGAUCUGUACUGUUUUAUGUAACCAAAGUUCAAGGUAUAAAAGCAUUCUCUAGUUUUUCUCCUUGCACUGAGAAGAGCCUUGGCAGCACUGUCCCUCAUCUGAGGAAACACAUACCAGAUUGGGGUGUGGUGGGGUGUUGUAUCCAGGCCUCCAAUCAUAGACCUAUUGUUAUGGAUUGUGAUUGUUCCUCCCCUGCCAUAUUGGGAAAAGAAACCUUGUGUCAUUAUCUUUUAUCUCGAUGCCCACUACAGUACUGUGAUAAAUGUUUGCUAUAAGAAUGACCAAGGCAUUUUGUCAAAUUAUGUCCAAGUCAACAGAGAUUAAUAAAUCUAGGGCUCACGGCACUUGAUUCUAAGGAGGUUAGACAGGAAGCAGAUGUAUAUAGUAACCCUAACCAGCUGCCUAGCAUUGCUGGGCUACUCCCCUUCUUUGUAUUGCCAUUUUUCCAUCUGGAAGAUGAGUGAUACAACUUUUCAUCUUUGUAAAUGACACUGUAAAGUUGUAGAGAAGCAAAGUGAGAGUGUGCAGAACCUUUAAGGGCAAGAUCAUGUAAGACUCAGUCACUGCUGCUUCUCUAGAGUGUCCAGUGUAUUCAGUUUGUUUAGAGGGUUUAUACUGAUGAGAGGAGGUUGGCUAUAUAGGGUGAGCCCAACCCACAAUCUGUCUUUUAUUGGGAAAUUUAGGGGAAUUUAUUCUGAAGAAUUUCCUCUCCUACCUACCCUUACCCCAAAUGAACACAGUUACAGCCAGAGACAGCUAGAGACCAAUGAGUGGACCUCUGGUGACCAUGCUGGGGAUAAUGUGGAAGUCACUAGGCAUAAGUGGUAUCUCCCCAGAUCCUGUCUGCUUUGCCUCAGUGAAACUUUGACUUAUUGCUUAGAUGCCAUUAAAAUUGUUGAGCGUACUGCAUAAAAGUUUGAAUUCCAUAAUCAAAUUUCCUGGGUUCACAUUCUAGCUUGCUCCUUUCUAAAUGUGUGACUUCAAACAGUUUCCUUAAUCUCUCUUUUUCCUGAAUUUUAUAGAUUUUUAAAAAUUUUAUUAGUACAUGUUUGUAGCUCAUACAGUUUAUAGUCAUCGUGAGGAGCGGUUCUAUGUACAUGUUACAGUUUAUUUUUUUUCUAAUCCCUUUCUUCCCCUUCUUCUCUCCUCUCUACUUCCUCUAUCAACUUUUAUAUACUUAUUUGUAUCAUUUGUCUGGAAUAGACCUAUUUGGAAAAUAAGCCCUAGCAUGAUUUUUCAGAAUAUCAUAGUAUAAGCCCUACUCCCCAAAAAGUCCAGAUCAUCAGCCAAGCAUAUGCAUUUAGUAUAUCCAUUGUAACACAUGACAGCCAUAUUGAAUUAUAAGAUAAUAAUAUAUAAUUAAAUAUAAAUAGAUAUUAUUGUCGUUAAUGCUUAAAAUAAAUAAAGUGCAAUUAUUUGUAAAUACUCAAGUAGACACCUUUUGACAAGAGUUAAAUGCCUAUAUAAACAAUGAACUGAAGAUUCAUUGCCCAAUGACCAAUCAGAGAACAGACACAAUGCAUGAAUAAUGUGCACACUUGAUCAUCAGUGAGCAUGGUUGGGUCCAAUAUGACUUUAUAAUUCAAUGCAUUAUAUAUUUUAACAGGCAUACUUAAUGCACUCAUGUGAAAUAAAGAAGUAUUUUCUGAAUUUGGUACCUGUAGCUUUUCAUCAGUCUUGUGUGGACCAUCAUUCAUAACUGUCAUCAUUUUUUGUUGCCAGACCUAUCUCACAAGUCUUCAAUUAAUACUUGAUUUAAUGGAAACUUUGUGAAGCCUAGCUUUUAAGAAGUCAUGAUUUGGGUGAAGAAUUCAGGGAUAAAAUUACUGAUAGCUCUGUGUUGCCAAUGCACUACAACAGGUUAUAUAGAUAAAAAGUGCUUGUUAUGGCUUGUAUCCAGAUAUCCCCCCAAAACCUCACAUGGUCGUCAGUGGGGCUUUUCCAAGGUGGCUAGAUCUACAGUUUGUGCUGCUGGGGACAUGAUGCUGAGAACGAUUUAUGGUGUGAUGCUAGAAAGGUGUGAGUGCUGGGUAAGAUAUAAGCGAUAGAAAAAGCUGUGGUCCUGUCCUGUCACUUGUUGCAUAUUACUCCUGCUGCCUGUCUUCUGUGCUACCCCUCUGCUAUGCCACCCUGUCUUGGAGCUGACCAACUAUGAACUGAAACCUCUACAAACUGGGAGCCAAACCUUUUCCUUUAAUUUUGAGUGUCAGGUAUGUUGUCUCAGCAACAAGAAAAGUAAUGAAAGACAGUGCUCCUUUAAGUAGAGCUCUGUUGCUGGACAUGCAGAGUUGGGGCCGAUUUUUCUAUAGAAAAUGGAGUCACAAAAAAAUUCAGUGAGAAUUCUGGGUUCAGAAUAUUAUAACUAUGUUCAAGAGGAAGAGGACAUGACUGUAUUUGAAUAAAUGUAGGUUUUUAUACAUGAAUAAAUGUAGCUUUUAUAGAUGAAUGUAGAUGGUUGUACAUAAAAAACAUAAGCUCUAGUGUUUUUUUUUUUUAAUCAUACUGGGAACUGACCUCACAACCUUGAGGUUGCCAGGCAGGCACUGUGCUGCUAAGCUAUAUUCCUGGCCUUAUUGUGUCUUUUGGAGCAAAAAUUAAUAUAAGACCUUAUUUUAUUUUUAGGAAAACAGUAGGAGGGUAAUUAUAGCAUCCAACUCAUAUCCUCUUAUGAGAAUUAAAUUAGCACAUGUAAAAUCAUGCUUGGCACAUAGUAAGUCCUCAAUAAUUUGAUCUAUUAAAUGUAUUUAUUAUACACUGAAAUUGAGUUAGGCACUGUAUAUGUCCCCAUUCUGUCAUCUGUCUAUAGGUUUGAAAUGAGAAUUUGGCUAACACUCAAUAUGCAGAGAAACAGGCCCAGUCCCACUGGAGCACAAGCCAUAUACUUUCUUUCUAAGUAACUAUUAGGUUUAAAUAUAGCUUAUUUUAUUUGAAAAUUAAACAAGAAGGAAAAAAACAGAUAAAUGAAAAAUUACUACAUAAUAAGGGAGAGACAACAGUGGUUCUUCAGUAGACCUUUAAAAAUUGUUUGCUAUAGGAAUUAAAAGAAAAAUUUAUAAAAGUUUGGCACCCCUGGCAGAAUACAAAAAGACAUGAAUUAGGAGUAGAAAUACUUAGAAUAUAUAAAGUCUAAAAUAUUAAACCUUUAAAAUAAAAGACCAAUCCAAAAAUGGGCAAUUGAAACAAAUAGACACAUCUUAAAAGAAGUACAAAUAUAUUGAGUACAUGAAAAAGUAUCUGAUAUCUUCAGUCGUUAAGAAAUGCCAAUCAGGACCAGACCCAAACCUCUCUCCAUGAGUUUGUGGCCUGUGGAAAGAGAGAACUAGGCCUCACCAGGAGGUGAUCCCCACAUGGAAGCCAGCUGCAUGCACGGGCCACUGCCCAAGUGGGGACAACCAGACCCAAGCCUCUCUCCGUGACUCAGCGCCAUUUGCAGACUGUGGAGAGAAAGAACAAGGCCUCUCCAGGAGCGAUCCCCCUGGAAACCAUAUCAUUUUCAUUAUUUUGUUCAGCUGGGUUUUAUUGUCUUUUGUUUUGUUUGAUUAUGUUAGAUCUGAAGACAUGAGCAGCUAUUUAAAGAUAACAAGAUGUAUUAUGGUAGCCAUUUUGGAUUUACUAUUGGCUUGUUUUGAAGUCCUUUAUUGUUUUGUUUUUAUUGUUUCUCUUCUAUUCUGUUCUGUUCAAUUUUUACUAUGUCCAAAGGUAUCUGCUGCUAUUUUGAAGACAACAAAAGGCCUUAUGGUAAUUAUUGUUGAUUUUGUAAGGUUUUGAAGUCCUGUAUCACUUACAUUGAUUAAUUUUUAUUAGUUUUAUUUUCCUUGGUUUUAUCCUCUUUAAAAAAGUUAUUAAAACCAAAUUUGUCACUUAAAAUAAAAGAUGUGUCAUAUAUAGCUACAAAUUCCCUAUGAUGGAUGUGAUUAUUAUGCAUAUCUGAAUUAUACCAACAAAUCUAGUUUAUUAAAAAAAGGGAAAGAAGGUAAAAAAAAGAAAUGCAAAUCAAAACAACAGUGAGAUUCCAUCUUAUUCUAGAAAUCAUCACUAUCCUCAAGAGCGCAAAAAAAAAGUCUGGCUAGGUUGUAAGAAAUAAAGGAAUCUUUCUACAUAGUUGAUGAGAAUGUAAGCUAGUACAGCCACUAUGGAACUCAGUGUGGUGAUUCUCCAGAAAACUAAAACUAAAGAUUCUAUUUGACCACUUAUAUUUCUUCUUAAAAGAUUUAAAGACACCAUAUUACAGUGGUACAUGCAUACCCAUGUUUUCAGAAGCACAAUCCAUAAUAGUUAAAAAUCUUGGAAUCAGUCUAUAUGUCCUUCAACAGAUGAAUGAAUAAAGAAAAUGUGAUGUGCUAUACCAUGGAGUACUACUUAGUCAUAAAGAAGGAUAAAUGUGAGGAAAAUAGAUACAUCUUGAGACUAUAACGCUGAGUGAAAUAAAUCAGAUUACAUGUUGCAAGGUUUAUCUUAAAGAAAUCCAAGGUACAGAUAGUUUAAAGAACAAAAUAAAAAAUAGAUUGUAGGAAACAGGGAGAUAGACUUGGCUGUGGAGAUGGGAGAGGAGGGAAAGUAAGGAGAAAGGGAAAUAAAGAAAGAUCUAGAUGCAAUAUGUUUAUGUACCAAUUUCCCAGGAUGAAUAUAUUUAUUAUGUAUUAUAAACAUACUAAUAAAAGAGAAGAGAAUGAAGUAAAAGUAAGAAAUCAUAAUAAAAAAGCAGGUUGAUAUGGAAGAAAGUAUCAGAUUAAAAAAGAGGAUGAUGGUAGAAAGAACAAUAAAGAACCUAAAUAUGUGAAGUCUGCAAUAAAGGUAAAACUUGUGGGACUAAUACAGUGGGGACCUGACUCAGUGGAGUGAACAUCGCCUUAGAAUACAGAAGGAAAAGACACAGAAGGGAAAGAAUGACGAGUGGUGGUGAGGGCUUGAAGGGCUUCUUUCUUUCAUCUUUUUCCUGUAGUUCAAUUGGUUGAUAGAUUGUAUGUGGUUUUUGCUGCCAAGAGAAUUUUGGACCUGCUACAUACAUAGGAUUUUCUUCUUUGGUCUCUUUGUUGACACCAGAAAAUGUGUUUCUUUUUUGACAUCCUCAUCCUUCACUUCAAAUGAAAUCUCUUUAUUUGGAGUGCUUCUGUUUCAGAACUGCCUAAGUGCAGCUUAGUUGUCUCCAAGAUUUGAGAACACUAUUAGAAGAGUUAGUAAACCAAAAUUUUUAUUCUAUAAACAGAGCCAGAAGAACAAUAUGACUAUUAUUUUUAUUACCAAGACACAUGAGAAAUGAUUGUCAUUGGACAUAUCCUUUAAAUUGAUAUUAAACAACCUAAGUCUAAAUAAAGCUCUAAUGGCAUAAAAGCUAUCAUCAAAAUCUUUUCUAUUGUCCUUAAGAACCUGAUCUUAGCCAGGCGUGGUGGCACACUGCUGUAAUCCCAGCACUCGGGAGGCUGAGGCAAGUGAAUCAUUGCAAGUUCAAGACCAGCCUGAGCUACAGAGUGAGCCCAGGGUCAGCCUGAACUACAUGGUGAGACCCUGUCUCAAAAAGACAAAAAAAAAAAAAAAAAAAAAAAAAAAAACCUGAUCUUAUUUUAAGUUUUUCAAAAUUAGCACAUGUAAUAUAUGACAAUAUAAACAAAACAAUCCACACCAAAACCCCCAAAUCCCAGGUUGCCAGGAGCUACACUGAAAUGCUAGCAAUGAUUAUCUCAGACAGGCACUAGAUUAGAUAGAUAUGUUGAUACAGAGUUAUUUUCUGUUUUAAAAUAUUUUAUACAAAAAUAUAUUUUCUAGAUUCAAUAGGCAAUAGGAAUCUUUUGGCUGUAAGAAACAGAAAAUUUUAUUUACAGUGGCUUAAAUAAAUAAAUUUUGGUUUUUUCCACAAACAGUAAGUGUGAGAUAUCCAGCACAGAUUUAGCGGCCUAUGAAUAACAGUUCCUACUUUUCUAUAUUUCACUUGAUUUUUCUCUCACUCUAGUCCCUUUUACCUCAUGGCUAGUCAAUCUCCAGACUUUAUGACAUUUUCAAAUCAGUAGAGAGGAGCUGCUACUUCUGUAUCCUUGUAUCAGAAAAGUGAAAGCUUUUCCACACUCCAAGAAAAUGUCUGCUUUUAUUGCAUUCAACAAGGAUGUCACCUGAUUAGUCCUAGCUGCAAGGGAGGCUAGGAAAGUGGAUAUAGUAUUUAACUUUAUAGCUCCAUCAGCAGAGGCAGGCAGGAGAGCAGAAGGAAGAUGAAAAUGAGUUUUGGCAGCUGAGGAUGUGGCCCAGCAUGUGUGAAGCCCUGCAUUUGAUUUCUCAGCACCAAAAAAAUAUUAAAUAAUAAUAAUGAUGAUAAAAGAAAUUGAAUGUUGGGUGAAUAAACCAUUGUUUCUUACUGUAAGAAUUUUCAAACGUAUUUACUACAUUUAUAAUUGAAAAAAUUAGAAUUAUUAUGUUUAAUUGUGAAUCUACUCUGCUACCUCAAUAAUGUAAAAAUAUAUACAACUAAAGGACUAAAAGAUAGCCACAAAAACAUGAGAAUUGUCUGUUCUGGAUCUGGAGAUUAUGACAUUAAUGUUCCCCCACUUGAUGGUGUAUAUGAUCAAAAGGAAGAAGAUUAGGUGAUUAUUUACAUGAAUGUGGAAGAAGUGGGUGGCAAGGAGAUGAGAGUGUAAGUGGACAGCCGUGGCAGGAUAGACUGACAGAUCAGCCUGCUCCUUGUUGAUAUAUUCUUGCUGGGUUGAGGUAUAUUAUGAACCAACAGAUGUUUGGGGAAGCUCAAGUUUAGGUGAUUUCUAUAGUGCCUGUAAGUCUAUAGCCUGAAAAGAGGUGAUAAAUAAGGUUUUAGAAUUCAAGUGGAUCACAAAGAGCUUUCUAGGAAAACAUGUUUCAGCAGCAUCUCUGACUGCAUGACUGAGCUGCCUCUAGAGCCUCCAACUUCCCAAGUAAAUCUCUCUCAAACAGAAAGAGGAGAAAAACCAAAGCAGUAAAUGCAUUCACAGUUUCAGCUCCACUUUGGGCUUUUCCAUGUUUUUGAAAUUGCCAUAACCAAAAGCCCAUGUACUAAUAGAAAAACGAGCAGAAUAUAUGAAUCACUUGUUUUGAUAGCAUUACACUUAAUCUAGCUAGAACACUUCACACAAUCAUACUUUGAAUUCUCAAUCCAGUGUGAAUUUUUAAAAUGAAGCUUUGCAGACCUGAUUGCCUUAGAAAAGUAGGUUUCAUAAUUUGCUCUCCAGCCUUGCUAGAAAAUCCAUUUGACUUUGCAAUUGAAUUUGCAAAAUAAAAUCAUUUUGAAGGCCCUUCUUUCUGGCCAGCUCUUCCCUUUCCUAUCCACUUCUAGGGCUCCCUGUUGUUCUGGGCAGAACAUACUGUUCUCUCAUCCUGUCUCGCCAAAGGGAUUAUGUUGCUUGGGGCUGGGCUUUGUCCUCACUCAUACUGUGUGACUGGCUAGAUUCUGCAACUUUUACUCAGUCUCUUAGAGGGGCACAGUAACCCAGAAAAAAGUGCUGCACCAGAAAAAAGGCAGUGGGCGGUAGGUUCAAGUCCUAGAUUUGCAGGUGAAUGAACCUAUCACCUCUGGGAGACCCAGUCAGCCUGCGUUUGUCCCAGAAUGAAAUGCAGUGACAGAGGUCCAAGGACUCUGAAAAAAGAUGAUCAACAUAAAUAUUAGAUCUAAUUCAGCUUAACAACACAACAAAUAUUUCUGGAAACAGUGAGUUUCAGAUUAUCUGAUGUAUAUCCAGCAGGCACUUGGAUUUAUAAGGAAUCAUACACCAGAUGAAAGGUGAUUAUGAUACAGCACUGAAACUCCACAAGACUCACCUGUGCAUUGCCCAGGAACUCAGCGACUAUGCUGCCCAGGGUCGAGCCUAUGGGAACAUGGGAAAUGCCUACAACGCACUGGGCAUGUAUGACCAGGCGGUCAAGUACCACCGACAGGAGUUGCAGAUCUCCAUGGAGGUUAAUGACCGUGCCUCACAAGCAUCUACACAUGGGAAUCUUGCAGUGGCGUACCAGGCCCUGGGUGCCCAUGACCGGGCCCUGCAGCACUAUCAGAACCACUUGAACAUUGCCCGGGAGCUUCGAGACAUCCAAAGCGAGGCCCGGGCCCUCAGCAACCUGGGAAACUUCCACUGCUCUAGGGGAGAGUAUGACCAGGCUGCUCCCUAUUAUGAACAGUAUCUCCAGCUGGCUCCUGACCUUCAAGACAUGGAAGGAGAGGGGAAGGUCUGCCACAAUCUUGGCUAUGCCCAUUAUUGCCUUGGAAAUUAUCAGGAGGCAGUAAAGUACUAUGAGCAGGAUCUGGCCCUGGCCAAAGACCUUCAUGAUAAAUUGAGCCAAGCAAAAGCCUACUGCAACUUAGGCCUAGCAUUCAAGGCUCUGCUGAAUUUCAGCAAAGCUGAAGAGUGUCAGAAGUACCUGUUAUCCCUAGCUCAGUCCCUGAAUAAUUCCCAGGCUAAAUUUCGAGCCCUAGGGAACUUAGGUGAUAUAUUCAUUUGUAAAAAAGAUAUAAAUGGUGCAAUAAAAUUCUAUGAGCAGCAGCUGAGCUUAGCUCACCACGUAAAGGACAGAAGACUGGAGGCCAGUGCAUAUGCAGCACUGGGCACGGCAUACCGAAUGAUCCAGAAGUAUGACAAGGCCUUAGGUUAUCACACACAGGAACUAGAGGUAUAUCAGGAGCUGAGUGACUUGCCAGGUGAAUGCAGAGCUCAUGGGCACCUGGCUGCUGUCUACAUGGCCCUGGGAAAAUACACAAUGGCAUUCAAGUGCUACGAAGAGCAGCUAGACCUGGGGCAGAAGCUGAAGGAUCCAAGUCUAGAAGCACAGGUCUAUGGCAACAUGGGUAUCACAAAGAUGAAUAUGAACGUGAUGGAAGAAGCCAUUGGCUAUUUUGAGCAGCAGUUGGCCAUGCUACAGCAGCUCAGUGGGAAUGAGUCAGUGCUCGACAGAGGCCGGGCCUAUGGCAACCUUGGGGAUUGCUAUGAGGCCCUGGGUGACUAUGAGGAAGCCAUCAAAUACUAUGAGCAGUAUUUAUCUGUUGCCCAGAGUCUGAAUCGUAUGCAAGACCAAGCCAAGGCUUACCGGGGUCUAGGAAAUGGACACAGGGCAAUGGGGAGCUUGCAGCAAGCCCUUGUGUGCUUUGAAAAGAGGCUUGUGGUCACCCAUGAACUUGGGGAGGCCUUCAAUAAAGCCCAGGCCUAUGGAGAGCUGGGAAGUCUGCACAGCCAAUUAGGGAAUUAUGAACAAGCCAUUUCCUGCCUUGAACGCCAGCUGAACAUUGCUAGAGAGAUGAAAGACCGAGCCUUGGAGAGUGAUGCAGCCUGUGGCUUGGGGGGCGUCUACCAGCAGAUGGGGGAGUAUGAUACAGCCCUGCAGUACCACCAGCUUGAUCUGCAGAUAGCCGAGGAAACUAAUAACCCUACGUGCCAGGGGCGAGCCUAUGGGAACCUGGGCCUGACAUAUGAGUCCCUGGGCACCUUUGAAAGGGCUGUGGUCUACCAAGAACAGCACUUGAGCAUCGCUGCACAGAUGAACGACUUAGUGGCCAAGACAGUGUCCUAUAGUAGCCUUGGAAGGACCCAUCAUGCCUUGCAGAACUAUUCCCAGGCGGUCAUGUACUUACAGGAAGGAUUAAGGUUAGCUGAGCAACUAGGCCGAAGAGAAGAUGAAGCAAAAAUUCGCCAUGGUCUUGGCCUAUCCCUUUGGGCAAGUGGAAACCUGGAGGAGGCCCAACACCAGCUCUACAGGGCAUCAGCCUUGUUUGAAACAAUCCGGCACGAGGCACAGCUGAGCACAGACUACAAGCUCUCCCUCUUUGACCUGCAGACUUCAUCCUACCAGGCCUUGCAGCGGGUGCUGGUCAGCCUGGGCCACCUUGAUGAAGCCCUAGCUGUGGCAGAAAGAGGUCGGACAAGGGCAUUUGCUGACCUGCUGGUGGAACGACAAACAGGACAACAGGACUCGGACCCCUACUCCCCAGUUACCAUCGAUCAGAUCUUAGAGAUGGUUAAUGGCCAGCGAGGACUUGUGCUUUACUACUCUUUGGCUGCAGGGUACCUGUAUAGUUGGCUGCUUGCUCCUGGCGCAGGCAUCCUGAAGUUUCACGAGUACUACCUGGGUGACAACGCGGUGGAGAGCUCCAGUGACUUCCAGGCUGGGAGCAGUGCCACGCUGCCAACAGCAACCAGUUCGGUUCUGGAGCAGCACAUUACCAGUGUGCGUGAGGCCCUGGGUGUGGAGUCUUACUACUCCAGGGCCUGUGCCAGCAGUGAAACAGAGAGUGAAGCCGGAGACAUCAUGGACCAGCAGUUUGAAGAGAUGAACAACAAACUUAACUCCGUUACCGACCCCACUGGCUUUCUGCGAAUGGUCCGCCGCAAUAACCUCCUUAACAGGAGCUGCCAGAGCAUGACGAGCUUGUUCAGUAACACCAUGUCACCCAUCAAGGACGGCACUUCAUCUCUGCCCCGGAGGCAGAGCUCCUUUGCCAAGCCCCCACUCCGUGCUCUGUAUGACCUGCUCAUUGCACCCAUGGAAGGGGGCCUGAUGCACUCCAGUGGCCCUGUGGGCCGACACCGGCAACUGGUACUGGUUCUGGAGGGGGAACUCUACCUCAUCCCCUUUGCCCUCCUGAAGGGCAGCUCCUCCAACGAGUACCUGUAUGAACGCUUCACCCUCAUCGCCGUGCCUGCCAUCCGCUCACUUGGCCCAUACUCAAAGGGUCACCUGAGGAAGAGCCCACCCUCAUACUCCAGCUCUACAUCCAUGGCAGCUGUCAUCGGCAAUCCCAAGCUCCCAUCAGCAGUGAUGGACAGAUGGCUGUGGGGGCCCAUGCCAUCCGCUGAGGAGGAAGCCUAUAUGGUGUCUGAGCUACUGGGCUGCCAGCCAUUGGUGGGCAGUGUGGCCACCAAGGAGAGGGUCAUGAGUGCUCUGACCCAGGCUGAGUGUGUCCACUUCGCCACCCAUAUCUCCUGGAAAUUGUCAGCCUUGGUCCUCACACCCAGUGUGGAUGGCAACCCUGCCAGCAGCAAGAGCUCCUUCGGCCACCCUUACACAAUACCUGAGUCCCUGCGCGUACAGGACGAUGCCAGUGAUGGCGAGAGUAUCUCAGACUGCCCGCCUCUGCGGGAGCUGCUGCUCACAGCCGCUGACCUCCUGGACCUGCGGCUGCCCGUGAAGCUCGUGGUACUUGGCUCCUCCCAGGAGGCCAACAGCAGGGUCACCGCAGAUGGGGUGGUGGCACUGACACGAGCCUUCCUGGCUGCUGGCGCACAGUGUGUCCUUGUGUCUCUGUGGCCAGUGCCAGUGGCGGCUUCCAAGAUGUUCAUCCACGCCUUCUACUCAUCUCUGCUGAAUGGCCUGAAGGCCAGUGCUGCUCUGGGAGAGGCCAUGAAGGUAGUGCAGAGCAGCAAGGCCUUCUCACACCCCUCCAACUGGGCAGGGUUCCUUCUCAUUGGAAGUGAUGUGAAGCUGAACAGUCCCUCCUCACUCAUUGGCCAGGCCCUCACGGAGAUCCUACAGCAUCCAGAGCAUGCACGGGAUGCCCUGCGAGUACUGCUGCACCUGGUGGAGAAAUCCCUACAGCGUAUCCAGAAUGGGCAGCGCAAUGCCAUGUACACCUCCCAGCAGAGUGUGGAGAACAAAGUGGGCGGCAUCCCUGGCUGGCAGGCCCUCCUCACUGCUGUGGGCUUCCGGCUGGACCCCCCAGCCAGCGGCCUGCCGGCAGCUGUCUUCUUCCCGACUUCCGACCCAGGCGACCGGCUCCAGCAGUGCAGCAGCACGCUCCAGUCCCUGCUGGGUCUGCCCAAUCCUGCCCUUCAGGCCCUGUGCAAACUCAUCACUGCUUCUGAGACAGGCGAGCAGCUCAUCAGCCGGGCUGUUAAAAAUAUGGUGGGAAUGCUCCACCAGGUGCUGGUCCAGCUGCAGGCUGGUGAGAAGGAGCAAGACUUCACUUCGGCUCCCAUUCAGGUCUCCAUCAGCGUCCAGUUAUGGCGGCUCCCAGGAUGCCACGAGUUCCUGGCAGCUCUUGGUUUUGAUCUCUGUGAAGUGGGUCAGGAGGAAGUUAUCCUGAAAACUGGGAAACAAGCGAGUCGGCGCACCAUGCACUUUGCGCUCCAGUCCCUGCUGUCUCUUUUUGAUUCCACAGAGCUCCCCAAGCGCCUCAGCCUGGACAGUUCAUCCUCUCUGGAGUCGCUGGCAUCAGCCCAGUCUGUCUCCAAUGCUCUGCCCCUGGGCUACCAGCAUCCACCCUUCUCACCCACUGGUGCCGAAAGCAUUGCCUCUGAUGCCAUCUCUGUGUACAGUCUGAGCUCCAUUGCCUCCUCCAUGAGCUUUGUCUCCAAGCCUGAGAUGGGGUCAGAAGCUGGAGGCCCCAGAGGACGGCAGGACUACGACAGGCCCAAGAAUACCUUCCCCCAGCAAUCAACCCUACCUCGGACCCAGCUAUCCCCGCAGACUCGUCCUGCUGACAGCAAAGAAGAGGAGGAAUACGAGGGCUUCUCCAUCAUCAGCACAGAGCCCCUGGCAGCCUACCAGGAGAGCAAAAAGACGCGCUUCUCCCCAGACCACAGGCAGCCCCACGCUGGGGCAGCUGCAGGUGUGAAGGUUUCGGUCAGUUCCAAGGGCAGCGUGAGCACUCCAAAUUCCCCAGUGAAGAUGACUCUGAUCCCAAGCCCAAACUCGCCCUUCCAGAAGGUAGGGAAGUUAGCAAGCUCAGACACGGGUGAGUCGGACCAGUCCAGCACCGAGACAGACAGCACAGUGAAGUCCCAAGAAGAAAGCAAUCCAAAGCUAGAUCCCCAGGAGCUGGCUCAGAAAAUCCUAGAGGAGACGCAGAGUCACUUGAUUGCAGUAGAGCGUCUUCAGAGGAGUGGCAGUCAGGUGGGCAAGAGUCAUAAUCGGGAAGAUGGUGUGUCAGUGCCAAAUAGCAGUGCCACUGUCUUCAGGGCAUCAGAAACAAGCGCCUUCAGCAGGCCUGUGCUAUCCCACCAGAAAAGUCAGCCAUCCCCAGUCACUGUCAAACCAAAGCCCCCAGCCAGGAGCUCAUCUCUGCCCAAGGUGAGCUCUGGGUACAGCAGCCCUACCACUUCAGAGGCAUCCCUCAAAGACAGUCCAAACCAGCACAGUGGCCGCCCGUCCCCCAGCUGUGACUCCCAGGCCUCCUUGUCUGAUCAACCGCUCUUUAAACUGAAGUAUCCCAGCUCUCCUUACAGUGCACACAUUUCCAAGUCACCACGGAACAUGUCGCCAAGCUCAGGCCACCAAUCCCCUGCUGGUAGUGCCCCAUCCCCUGCACUCUCCUACUCCUCAGCGGGUUCUGCACGCUCAAGUCCAGCUGAUGCUCCUGACCUGGACAAGCUUAAGCUGGCAGCCAUCGACGAGAAGGUACAGGCCGUGCACAACCUGAAGAUGUUCUGGCAGAACACAGCCCCACAUGCCACAGGUCCUGUGAAACCAGCACGUGCGCCACCAGGAACCAUGACCUCCAAGAGAGAUGUGCUCAGCCUGCUAAACCUGUCACCUCGGCACAACAAGAAGGAGGAAGAGGCAGAUAAGCUGGAACUUCAGGAGCUGUCUGUGCAGCGGCGGGACGAGGGCCCCCCCAGAGCCCCUCCUAAUGGCCAUUGGCGCACCGAGACUACAGCUUUGGGCCCGCUGCUGCCCACCAGCCCUCUCGCCCUGGCACCUGAACGCCCCCUAAGACUCCCUUCUGCUAAUGGCUACAAGUUCCUCUCCCCGGGAAGGUUUUUCCCUUCUUCCAAAUGCUAAAGCAUCUUUCUGCCCAUUGACUCGUGCACAGCAGCAUGAACAGGGUCCUGAGGUCCCUUGGGCUGCCCCUCGUCUAGAGCAGUCACCCCACACAGCCACCAGCACCACCUCACCAGGGUGGGCUCUCUGGGCGAGGGGCUUUCCCACACCCCCAACCCCAUAUGCUCACAUGGGGCUCCUCUGGACCAGAUUCACCCAAAGCCAGGACUUCUGUGGGGUUGGUACAGGAGGCUCACAGCGUUGUCUACACUCUUCACCAAAUGUUUACCUGGAACCCCCUGUUUCUCAUCUUCGAUGUGAUUCUUCAACAGGAUUUUGUACAAAAAAUGGUCAUGGUUCUAGGAUGGGAGAGGAAAGGGAGCACAUAUUUUGCUAAGAGGUCUAUAUGCAGUACCUUUUUUACACAGAAGUACAAAUAGAGCUUUUCUAAGGCUUUCAGGUGCUGGUUGGGGGUGGGAUAUAGAAAAUUUAAGUUGAAUUCUACACGCAAAUGUUAUAUUAGCCAAAAACAGAAUAAUGGUUUUUAAAAUGCCAAUGAUUUAUAAUUAAAUUGUAGCAAUUUUGGUCUCGUGAUAUUGUAACAUCCCAGCAACAAUGCAAUAACUCACACUGAAACAGUGCUUCCAGCCUGAACUGCUCCACUCCAUCAAACUCUGGGCCCUUCUAUCAGCCAAACUUGAAUUUUCUUAAAAAGUUUAUGUAACUCUUAUCCAGGCAUUUUAGAACUAUGCAAUUGUGAUUUAAAAUGCAACUUUGUGCUUUUAAAACAUUACUGACCUUUUUUGUACAUGGAUAAACAACUUGGUUUUAGUAUCAAUAGUACUUUGCAUUUAUAGCCAUUAUUUUUAAAAGCUCAGAAAGUUUUUUAAAGUAUCAAAUUUUGAAUAGUCAUACAUCAUAAGCGAUUAUCAAGUUUGAGGGGAAAGGUUAAAAUUGUUCAGUUUGCUUAUUAAGGGAAAAAAUAUUUUAAAAAAUUUAAAAGUUAAAAAAAAAAAAUCACUCCUCUGGCUAACCAGAUUCAACCAGAACCUCUCCUUCCACCCCCCAUUCCCUUGUAUUAGCUGCUUAAUUGUGUUCUCUUCUCCUAAAUCCAGGCCCUGCGGACCUCUUCUAUCUCAGUCCAGUGCCAGGUUCCCGCAGUCCCAGAGCCUGUGCCACAGUGAGCUGCCUCAGCCGCUGCAGAAGACUCCUGUCUGUGUCCUAAAGAGCAGGGCUCCUGUGGCUGGCAUGUACCCAAACUGGCAAAUUAGAGAAGUCGAUGUGAACCAUAAAAAAUGAAGCUGGGCUUUCUUUCCUACAGCUGUGAUGGCAUACUUAAGGACCAGCUCAGACCAGACAAGGGAAUAGUUUAGGUAGGGGUAACCAUUAAUUUACUUAAACUAAAGAAAUGAAAUGUUGAAAAUCAUAUUAGUACUAAGUUUGGUUGGAAAAUUCAUUCUCCAGCUAAACUUCCUUCUCUCAUCCUCCAUCCUCACUUUGAAGGUGUGUCACACAAGGGUGUAUCAGCAGCAUACAGAGGGGACAUGCGGGCCUGCAGGAGAGACACGAACAUCAAGACCCCCAGGUACCCCUAGCUCCACUUUGUACGAUAUACUGCCCACUUCACCUGUUCCUUAAUAUACUCUGCUGAAGAAAGAAUAUCUACAAGUUUGUGCUAUUCUCAUGAGCUAAGUCAUAGAGAGUUUUGCAUUUAACCCAACAACCAUGUUCAUAAACACAAACAAUAGGGAUGGCACAUUCUAACCCUGAUCCCAACACUGGAAGAGAAAUACUUUAUAAAGCAUUAAGCAAUUUUGAAGAUGUUUGUAUGUUAGUGAAAAUUAGUAAUGAAAGUACCAGUGUGGCAAAGGAAAGUCAAGUUUAUAGCACUGUGCAUUUUGAUAACGAAAUCAGGUCCUCAACAACAAAGAAUACACCUCAAAGCCAACAUGUAACCCAUGUGUAGAUGGUGGGUGUCCCUUCCUGGCACAUCUGCCCAGCCUCUUUCCCAAGUGCCCCGGAGCCCCAUAGGAAAGCCCAGCUCUGUGCCCUAUCUGUGGGCACUGCUUCACUUGCUUACCAUGAGCAGAUCCCUCCACUCCAGCCCUCCUCCUGUGGUGAUCGAGCCACCUAGUAGGACUUCUGGAGUGACCUGGCUUUAUCCCAAGUACAUUGUUAUUUUAGGUUUCAGCCUCAAGAGCCAAACAAAGUUGUUUUCAUUGUUCUAGACAUAAAUUCCAGUGUAGGAAUAACAAAGUUGUUAAAAUAAUGUGAUCAAUCUAAAGAUCACCAGAAUCAUUGUUUUAUGUUUACUGUCUGUCAGUCUUGGUGUUUCUGUAAGAGUGAAAUGUAUAUAAAAGUCCUCAAAUCAAAGUAAAUUUUUCAGGCUACACUGAAAAAAUUAUGCACUUAAAAAUUUUGCAAGAUUGUAUAAUUCAUACAGAUUUUUUUGUAUAAGGGGUUGGCAACUAUGACCCAUAAGCUAAAUCUGGUAAGCCAUCCGGUUUUUAUGGCCAUAAGGUUAGAUUUUACCUUUUUAAAUGGUUAUGGAAGUAUCUACGUAGUAAUCUUGAUUUUGCCUCUUAGCCCACAAAAUCUAAAGUAAUGGAGUACAAACCUUUUUUUUUUUUUUUCUUUUUUCCUUUUUAAUGGUACUGAGGAUGGAGCCUCGGCCUCAUGCAUGCUAGGUAUGUGUUCUGUCAUUGAGCUACAUCCCCAGCCCUUUUUAGUGUCUAUUUUGAGACAGGGUCUCACUAAAUUGUCCAGGCUGGCCUCGACCUUGAGAUCCUUGCCUUAGCCUCCUGAGUAGCUGGGAUUUCAGCAGCAGGCCAUUGUAUCUGGCUAAUACCUGGCCUUUUAAGAGAAAAUUUGCUGACUCCUGGUGUAGAUGAUAGGCGACGCAAUUGGAAUAAUGUUUUGUUUCUGAAACCCAGGACAAAUGAGUGUCAGGAAGUGGAUUAAGACUGACGAGCAUGAUGGGACCCUGAGCACAAAAGGGCCACAUAAACGUCUGCUUAGCCACCGGCUCUUCCUCUCUCGUAGGAAGAGUAAUGGAUGUGGAAAAUUUACAAAACAGUUAUUUUUUGCUUCCCAUUUGCAGAUAGCAUUGAAUCUGUUUCUUUUUAACUCAGGAGCCAAAGCCCUGCCCUACAGUAUUUCCAUCAGAUGCAAACAAAUACACUGAAGAUAAGCAAUAAAAUCUUCCUCUCCUAGAAACCUUGGUAGGACCAUAAAGGAAGUUGUAGACUGUCUUGCUUCUCCCUAGUGAAUUUCAAACUCCUUUGAUGUUUUUGACCAAGUCAAAGUACCACAGGAAAAUUAGCUACUAAAACUUAAAAUCUGAUCCACUUUUGUGUGCAGAAAAUGAAUUAUUUUUCACCUCCAAUUCAUUUUUUAAAAAUUCACAGUCCACUCUGAUGGGAGCGAGGUGCUGCCCACCUGGUCCUGACCCACUGUCAUCUGCCCCAGGGGCCCUCCAGUGGGCAAGUACCCUGUGUGCCCUGUAGCUCUGCUAGUUUUGGUUCAAGUUGGACAAAUAUGCAAUAAUCUGGUUUGUGUUAGUAAGCAGGCGAAAGGUAAAGCUGUGUAAUUUUGCUCACAUGUUGUGUUGUUUCAUCUGACCCCACUGUCCAUGUAGUGUGUAUCCAGGCCCUCGACUGUGCCAGACCCCUCCGCGGUAUCCCCGUCUGCUCCCAGCCCCGCCCUCCGCCCGCCGCAGCCUUCCCCACUUGCCACUCACGCUCUUAAAUACAGUGUUAGCCAUCUUUGGCCUACAUGGACUGUUUUUGUAAAUUACACAGUUUCCAGACGGCGUUAAACUUUUUAUAUUACAAAAUUUGCCAUGUAAAAAGAACUUCAUAUUUUUAUUGAGACUGCUAAGGCACUUGGCCUUCUUCCUUUGUGAUUUCGGUGUCUAUUAAAGCAUGAGUUCCCUUGGUUUUAA